Molecule: messenger RNA, 1101 nt
Organism: Centrocercus urophasianus (Greater sage-grouse)
Lineage: Eukaryota; Metazoa; Chordata; Aves; Galliformes; Phasianidae
Exons: 1
Coding region: 1-1101 (366 amino acids)
Source: RefSeq, a predicted model, not a curated record
AUGAGUAACAGUAUUGCCAGUAAGAAAAGUGAAGAUGUGUUAUUUGACCUUUUAGAAAAGCAUGGUGCUCGUCCCUCUUUAUCAGGGGUGGACUGGGCACGCCAAAAUUGGCAUAAUUUGCAGAGUGUUUCGGAACGCAUUAGUGUCUUACAGAAUGAGGCUCGUACACAAGCUGGAAAAGGAAAGUCGUUUAUUUGUGCUGUACUCGCGGCUGCUUUAAAAGCUGCCGUGGAGUUCCAAAAUGAAAAGCAUUCGGCAGAACCCCAAACCAUAGAAGCACUACAGGAAUCGGUUAGAGUUACACAAGAAUUGGUAAAAACUCUGCAGAAUCAAAUAGUUAAUCUCGAGGAACAAUUAGAAAGAGAGAAACGUAAUUCGGCUUUGUUGCAAAUGGCUUUUAAGAAACUGCUAACGUGUAAGCAUGACAGCCAUACCGUCACCCAUAGUUUGCCUCGAGAAAAAACUUUUCCUCAGGUGGAACUACCAGGAAUGAAGGAAAGGCUAGAUAAAUUAGAAACUCUAAUAGCCCCAUUGCGUCCUUUGAUAAAAACUGAAUACACAUUUGAUAACAGUGAGGAUCUAGAUCCUCAAAUGAAUGUUAAAGAAAUUCCCUUCUCAGCCACUGAACUAGCAAAAUUGAAAAAGGAUUUUAGCCACUCUCCAAAGGAAUCAGGGACAGAAUAUGUAUGGAGGGUGAGUCUCACUGGAGGCGACCAGAUUCGGUUAACAGAAAAGGAAGCAGAAGGUUAUUGGGGACCAGGAGUAUUUUUAACUACUGGCAACAGUCUUGCUCCCUGGUCCUUAACACAAAGGGUUGCCUAUUGGGCAGGUGGUCUCAACCCUUUAGAAAGGGGAGACCCUCUUGCUAUUACUGGAACAACUGAUCAGUUAGUAGAGAGUGUUCAAAAGGCUGCUUGUCUCCAAAUGAUGUAUGAUAGAAAGCUGCGGCCACACCAUGAAUCACCUAUGAUGAUGCCUGUUGAUCCUGAGAGAUUGACUGCUUUAAUUAGGGGGCUUCCAGAGUCGUUAAAACCUAUAGGUAUUCAACUGCAAGGAAAGAUAGAGGCUAUGUCUCAGGGAGAGAGAGAGCGAGACACAUAG